Molecule: messenger RNA, 2764 nt
Organism: Solea senegalensis (Senegalese sole)
Lineage: Eukaryota; Metazoa; Chordata; Actinopteri; Pleuronectiformes; Soleidae
Gene: tspan4a
Product: tetraspanin 4a
Exons: 7
Coding region: 1312-2286 (324 amino acids)
Cellular component (GO): membrane
Source: RefSeq, a predicted model, not a curated record
UCAUGUGAAGAGAAAGAGGGAGGGAGCUUCAGGCAGCAAGGCUGGACGAGCGCUCAAACACUGCAGUCUCUCUUUAGCUUCUCCUCUCUCUGCUUGUCUCUCUUUCUCACUUCUUCUUCUUCUUCCUGUGCUUCUUGGCCAUGACCCCGGUGGACACAUUGAUUUCCUUGCCUACCUAGAGAAGAGGAGAUAAAUGGUGUAGCGGAGGAGGGAGAGACGAGAAGAGGGGACCCUGCACACUUUGCCUCACUGAUGAGAGUCUGGAAAUGAAUUAACCGCCGACAGCACAGAGGGGAAGCGCAAAGAGUGGCUCAGAGUCAGGUGCAGGAAGAAAAUAAGAGCGGGUUGAAGAGGGGGAUUUGUGGGAUGUGGAGAGAGUAAUCUCUUGUCACUUUUUAGACACAAACAGGACAAGUUAGAGCAGAGGCAGGAUAUUUUGCAAUUAGGGAGACUAAUUCCAGAAGCUAAAGGAAGGUCCACUCACACACAUUAUUCAUCCUUUCUUCUUUCUUUUCACUCUUCCUGUCCAGUUCCUAACACCAUCCUUCCAUCACAUUCUUUUUUGUUAUUGAGCUUUUUUUCUUAUUUUUUUUUGCAUGUCAACAAAGCACAUCAACAGCCACAGCUACACACUGAACACACAUGUUCAGCGUGUGUGUUGUUUGAUCUGUUACUGAGUAAAAGAAGUUGAUUGGCCAGAGCAGGGUGCUGUUACCUCCCAGUGCAGAGCUCCUACUCAGGAUUUUAUCACAAGACCAGGUAGGAUGUUUCUGGAUCAUUUUGCUGACCCAAAGCAGCUGGAGCAGUCGAGUUGAAGCCCUCCAGUCGGUUACCUUGUUGAACUGUAACAAGAUGAAACUGCCAACCAGCUUAUCUUUAAAGAGCAUGGCACCUGUGUUUGAGGGAUUACAGAGGGGGAAACAGUUAUGUGCAGAUGUGUAUGUGUGUGUUGGGAUUAUGUCCUAAAUACACAGCAUUAUACAGGUGUUGCAGCAUGAUUAUGCAAGGUCUCCUGCUGAAUAUAGUGACACUAUAGGAUUAAAGACAGGAACUCAAGUGAAGGGGAUGGUGACAUUAUCUUUGACUGAUUAACUCAGAGCAAAUGUGAUCACGCUUGAGAUUUUAUUAAAUCAGCAGUUCUGGGAUUUGACAAGGGUCAUAAUUAUUUUUGAGCUUGGAAACUUGGAAAAAGCAGGAACAUCACUGAACUCAUCUCUCAGUCCUCGGUGGAGUAAUUUCUGUCCUUCACUGUGGACUUUGCCCCGACCAGAAAUACUCAGAGUGACUAUUAAAGCUCUUCCAACUUCCAUAAUGAGACGCUCGAGCACAGAUGAGACUCCGUACCGGCGUAGUCCGUCCUUGGACAGUAAACCUGACUCGCCACCAUUCACGUCUGGGUUUCAUCGCUUCAGUGGAGAGUUUGAAUAUAAGCGGCCGCCGUUUGCGUUUGGUUUCCACACAACAAAGGGGCCGCAAUCAUCCAAGGGGCGCUAUGCCCAGGGGAAGAAGUAUGUGGUGUUUUACCUGGACCUCUCCUUCAUAUUCCUCCUAGAACUGCGGCGUUGCAGGAUGGCUGAGGGUUGCAUGAUGGCCCUGCGAUAUGGAAUGGUCUUCUUCAAUCUUCUAUUCUGGCUGGGAGGAUGUGGUAUACUCGGGGUGGGGGUCUGGCUCUCAGUGACCCAGGGAAGCUUUGCUACCCUAUCAUCAUCCCUUCCGUCCCUGUCAGCAGCCAACCUGCUCAUUGCAGUCGGGACCAUCAUCAUGGUGAUCGGCUGUCUGGGCUGUGUGGGCGCUGUCAAAGAGAGCCGUCCUCUGCUGCUGACGUUCUUCAUCCUCCUGCUGCUCAUCUUCUUCCUGGAGAUUCUGUCCAUCAUGCUUUUCUUCAUCUACCAAGACGAGAUUGACCAAUAUGCCCAGAGGGAUUUGAAGAAGGGCCUCCAUCUGUUUGGCACGGAAGGCAACGUGGGUUUAACCAACGCCUGGAUGAUAGUGCAAACUGAUUUCCGUUGCUGUGGUGUGACCAACCUCACAGACUGGUUUGACGUUUACAACACCACGCGAGUGCCCGACUCCUGCUGCCUCGAGUACAGCGACAACUGCGGCCUGGACAACCCUGGAACAUGGUGGACAGCGCCGUGCUACGAGCGAGUCAAGGACUGGCUUAAUGAGAACCUGGUGGCUCUUUGGAUCUUUGCUCUAUGCACAGCACUUACUCAGAUCCUGGGUCUCGUCUUCUCCAUGACAAUGUUCUGUCAGGCAGUGAAAGUAGAAACAUUCUACGCCUAGCGAUUGACCUCUCUGCCCUUCAGCACACUUGGAUUGUUUUUGCUCAUCGAUGGUCUGACCCACCCUCCUCCUCCUCCUCGUCCUCCUCUUCCUCCCCCAUCUUCCUCAACAGACUCUUGUUUCCACUGCUUGUCCUCUCUGUGACAUUUGCUCUUGGGUGUCACCGGUUCACAAUUGUCCCUCUAUCAACAAGCACAGUGUCAGUGUAAUUCCUGAGUUGGUUGCUAUGGUUUGCUUUGUGUCGAAAGCUAAUUUCUGUGAAGCUGAAUUAUGAACAUGUAUUAUAUAUACAGUAUAUAUAUAUAUAUAAAUAUAAAAAAAACUGUAACCCAUUUUUUAAUGUGUUUUGUUUUAAAUUAUUGUAUGGUUUGUAUGUGUCUUCAAAAUGAGAGCUACAAAUGGGAAGGUGCACUGUGUGAAGUGCUGCAAGUGCAUGUCUCCUGCCAUGGUGUCUAUUAAAUGUUCUGGCUCCACUAAA